GAGUUUGGGAGGGGUGAUUACUGGAAUGCGUGUAUAUUUCUGAAUUGAGUUUAAAAAAAUAUUUAUCAGUGCAUACGUAGUGCUAUUACGAUUAUAUGUGUACAAUGAACCGUUCAAGAUGUGUUUAACAUCACGUGCUUAAUUUCACUUUCUAUGGGCGUAGAUAAUCAUGCAAAAUGGCCAACGAUUUGUGGUCAUGUACCUGUUGUACGGAGGCGCUGACUUGCUGGCUGCGGCUGAAGCUGUCUCCGGAGGAGAUCGAGCAGCGCUACAGGAGCAAAGAGAUCGACCGGAUAUUAGAGAAGGACAAGCAGACACUGCGACGGCAGGUGAAGCUGCUGCUGCUCGGAGCGGGUGAAAGCGGGAAGUCGACAUUCCUCAAACAGAUGAGGAUCAUACACAAAGUGAAGUUCGAGCCUGAGCUAGUACGAGAGUACCAGCAUGUGAUAUAUCAGAAUAUAGUGAAAGGAAUACAAGUUCUAGUUGACGCGAGGGACAAAUUGGCGAUACCGUGGGAGAAUCCUAGAAAUUUAGAUGUAGGACAGCAGGCGUUGCACUUUAACAGCACACAGACGCUGGACAGCCGGCUGUUCAUGCACUACGCACCGCACAUACACUCCCUGUGGCUCGAUAGGGCCAUCAAGAGGGCUUAUGACAGGCGGAGAGAGUUCCAACUGAGCGACUCAGUAAGCUACUUCUUCGAUGAGCUGGAGCGCAUAGCGCGACCAGACUACAUGCCUUCCCACCAAGACAUCUUACACUGCCGGAAAGCCACCAAGGGCAUCUCCGAGUGCACCAUCAAUAUCAACAAUGUGCCGUUCGUAUUUGUCGAUGUCGGCGGGCAGAGGACGCAACGACAGAAGUGGACGCAGUGUUUCGACUCGGUCACGUCGAUAUUGUUCCUCGUUUCGUCCUCGGAGUUCGACCAAGUGUUGUCGGAAGACAGGAGAACGAAUCGUCUCGAAGAGGCGCUCAACAUCUUCGACACGAUCGUCAACAACGUCAACUUCAAAGGCAUUUCCAUAAUCCUGUUCCUCAACAAGUCAGAUUUACUAGCGAAAAAGGUCGCUAGCAAAGAGACAGACAUUCGCUGGUACUACCCCCAGUUCGCUGGCGACCCGCACAAUCUCGCCGACGUGCAGAUGUUCUUACUUGACAUGUUCGCGAACGUUCGUCGGGAACCAAAGACAACACUCUAUCACCACUUCACAACAGCCAUAGACACAUACAACAUAGAGGUCGUCUUCAACUCCGUUAAAGACACCAUUCUUAAUCGUAACCUUGAAUCACUCAUGCUACAGUGAUAAGUGUUAUAUUGUGAUAUAGGAAUCGGCGUGCAUAAUAUGAAAGACAGUUAUGUUAGUUACUUCGGGCCUCCGCGCGGCCUAAUUGUUGUAAAAUAUGUAAUUUGACAUGUAUUUAUUUACCAAUAAUAAAUGGUAAAAACUAUGUAUAGUCUAUCGUAACGAUAUUUGUAUAUCAGUAUAUUUAUGACCAAAAAAUGUAGAUUUUGCACUUGGAAAAAUGUAUUAUUAUGAUCACGUUAAUGGAUACGUUUCUACGAGUAUACGUAGGGGACUGUAUACAGUUAGUGGCGUUACCACGAAUUUGACACUAACAUAUUCGCUAGCGUGUGCGUAACUUACUGUCUGUAUCUCGCUCGUACUGGCAUAUUAGUGCGAGCGAGAUAUAUAGAAAGCAAGUUACGCAGAUGUUAGCGAAUAGGUCAGUGUCAAACUCGUGGUAAGGCUACAGUUAGUGGGGGUAGACUUAUUGUCAUGGACAAAUUUGUGUAAAGCAAUAUUGUUUUUAAUGCUCCUUUAGGUUAUUCGAAUUCCAUCGAAUAAUUGUUACUUAAACGCCAAAAAUCGUUAUUACUCGGAUUUAGAGUUAAUAGUGAAAUCUUUGUAGUAUCUAUGCUCAAAACUUUUGCCAAGCGACAAGGGAUAAUAACGAUUUAAAGCAUAUGUGAAUAAAAUUGUAAGUUAUACCAGAGAUAAUUAAAUAAUAAACACAGCUAAUAUUCAUACAAAUACCCAUUUCUUUGUUGUAUUAUCUCUAAAUGGUAUCAUUAUAAGUGAAGUUUCAUUCCCAUGUAUAGUUAUUUUGUAUAGCGCUAUGAACACACUCAAAUAACAGCGCCAUCUAGUGAACGGGUCUCAGCAUUCACAGCGCCAUCUAAGAGGUGCUGAAUACGAAACAACACAUUUAUUGUAUGAAAAUUAGCUGUCUGUUAAAGUAUCUCUGGUUGAACCUGAUGAGCAUGCAAUAUAAUCAGUGCCAAGUCGAGACCUGGUGCGUUGCGGUCUCUUCUAUUUAAGGUGUAAUGUCACAAACUAUAUUUAGGAACCGCAUGAGUAAGAUAGGUGUUUUGAACCAAGAAAAAUGACUUACUGUUAGAAUCCGUCUAAGCUAACUUUUCACCGACUUGAAUGAAUGAAUUGUUUAUUUGCGAAAUGACAUAUUUUCAUAGAAACUGGUCAUUAAUGAUGCCACACUUUGUCAUUGCAAAAGACAUGAAAAGUAAGCUUGGUCCGAUUUUACAUUAUACGCAUACGAGCGACCCGCCCCGGUUUCGUAAGGGUAAACCUUAACAUAUUAUAAACCUAAACCUUCCUCAAGACUCACUGUAUUGAUAGGUAAAAACCGCAUGAAAAUACGCUUAGUAUUUUUAGUUUAUCGCGAACAUACAGACAGACAGACGCGGCAGACUGGCAGGGCUCUUCGUUUUAUAAGUUUAAGACCGUAGCUUUAGCGAAGGUCUCCGAUUUAAGUCUGUCAUUUUGCUUUAAUUUGUAUGUCCAGAUGUUCUCUUUAACAGGUCGCAAUUUUAACCGAUUCUCAUGAAAUUUUGUGAUCAGAUUAUAUGAUUAAAUAAAAAAAAUGUCGAAACAGUUUUUAGAAAUUUUUCAAAAUUUCGAAAUUGGCAUAAAGGACUUUCACGCCAAUAGUGUUUAAGGCGCUUAAGAUCAUUGUGAGUUCACUGUAAUAACGACUCAAUGAACUAAGUAUUUUUCACUCUUAUAUUAUCUACUCUUAACGCGAGGUUCACAGCAUACAGAGCCACUGGUACAGUAAAUUGCCAAUCUACAGAAAAAAAAAUUUUUGGUUCAAAAUACUUCUAUCAGUGCUAGGAUUCCCUGUGAGGCAGGAGUUCCCAACUCCAGCAUAACGUUGGUUAAGAGUGUAAAACUGCUAAACCAAUUUUUAAAAAUAGAGCAUUUUGAACCUUUAUUUAUAUAGAAUAAAGUAAAAUUAAAUUAAUUUUAAAAAUGGAUGUAGCAGGUUUAUAUUAUUAACCAACGAUAUAGCAAUAAAACGGCGCCGAAAUCAAUAAAGCAGACCAGUAGAUUUUGAUAGUUCUCCCCACCACAUUUUAAAACCCUUUUUACUUGGCUCAAUGUAAAGGUUGGGAACUAUUGCUCUAAGGGAAACGAAACUAAUGUUUCUCCUCUAAAUUACAAUUACUGUGAUUAAAUUGAAAUUAAAAGCUGCUACAGCAACUAAGCUCGUUGUAAAAAAUAUUCUUUUGGAAAAUACUUUUGACUUUUUGGUACUAACGCUCAAUAUUGCAUAAUUAUUUUGAACUUUAAAUAUCCUUGUGAUAUUGUCACAUGUCGUGAGUUCGUUUCCACGUGUUACUGGCGAGAGACGAGUGAACAAUAGAGACUGCUUAUCUUCAUUUUUUUUUUUAGGUUUAUUGAAAAAUGAUGAGGCAGGCUGCACACGUCCUACAAAAUUGUAUUACUGCUGCGAUCAAACGCCAUCCAGUAACUAAACACUUUCAAUGUGUCCUUUGGUUGCCAAAGACUCUUCCAGGCUACACUAAUCUACAAGGAUUUCCCAAUAAAAACAAAUAUAUUCCAAUUAAUCCAGCUUUGAUGAUUCAUUUGAAGGCAAGUCUCAUUUUCCAAAAGUGCAAUCUAAUUUGAACCUUAAAUCAGAAUACUAAAGUUGAAAUUCUAUUGGCGCGUAUGUGGUCGAUAAAUCGUACUAUGCCUGGAAAAGGGUUUAAUUCGUCCCGGGUAGUGUAUGGCGACCUAUACAAAGCUAAGAACUCUUACUCUUUUGAACGCAACGCCUAUGUAUAACGAACCAUCGUGAACCUUAUUAAAAUGCAUGAAGGUUAAUAUUAAUCGUACCCGCGCGCGUCUGGGGCCAUCUUUGACGGUGAACGGGUAUUAAGUGUUAUGGCGUACGAUGUCAAUGUAACGUUCAUGUUUUAAAGGCAAAGCUUGUGCGAUUAUUGUAUAUGAAUUAAGGCAUUUGAAUGGUGAAAAAUAUCUUGUCGUGAUCUCGGUAACGUUACCUAAAAAUACUAACGCUGUUUUGCAGUGGGCAUAAGCAGUCCUUAUUAUGAACUUGUCUCGACUCUUGCGAAGAAUCCGUCCCUCUUCACAUCUGCAAACUGCAAAGACAUGUAAUCUCAUUAGAUGCUCUAGUGUAUAUUGUUUUAAUUAUGCGUCUUUUAUACUAUUUACAUUUUUAUUAUGAGGACCUCCGCUAAAACGUGCUGCGCAGUUGCACGCGUGUCAAUAUUAAACUUUCAUAUCUGUCGUGGUCAAAAAUCUGGGGUUCGGCCCUCGGUUGUGCGGUUCCAGCCAUUAUCGAUAAAAAUGCAAAAAAAAACAAAAUUCGGUCAUAAGGAUCCCUAUCAUAAACAAACCAGUUUGUUGUCAAACAAAUUACAAUUAAAUAAGUUUAAACAAGUUUAAACUUCACUCGCGCAUGUUAUAGCGGAGGGCCGUAAAGGGCACAAAUUAACGUCUCGUAAGGUACGAUCAAUUCACUUCGGUACAUAAUUUGGUACAUUCGGUAUAAACGGUCUGAUUUUUGAAUGGACUAGGAUUGUUAAUUUUUGACAGUUUCAAUAUUGGUAUAACUGUUUCGUUUUUAGCUUAGAAACUUUAAAUUAUUCUUCAAUAUUUUAACUGUUACCUUUUCACGGCUAAACUAAUCAACCGGUUUUGAUCGAAUUAUAGAAGAUUUUAGUAAGUCCUGAUGUUAAAAAAUGCUACUUUUUAGAAAAUUUUGCUUAUAAAGAAACGAGUAAAAGUACAAACGCGUAAAAAAUAAAACUUUAAUCUGUUGCCUUAAAUUAAUAAUCCUAGUGACCAUUAUAUUAUUGCAUAAUUAUGAUCAUAAUAAUUAUACUCAUUUAGUUGUAAGUUUCAUAAGCUUUAGUGUAUUUAUUUGAAAUCGGAUAGAAGGUAAAUUUAUUUACUUUAAAAAAGGUCUAUUUAUUAUCUGUGUAAUUGAAUGGUUUAUUUGAGGCUAUAUUUUGUAAAUACCUCUAUGAUUUAUUGUGUACCUACAUCGCGGUAUUGGGCCGUAUAUUUAAGCGUUCCAACCUUUACCAUCAUACAUAGAAAUUAAAAUCAAUGGUCAUAAAUCUAUAAUUUAUAAGUCAAUCCCCAUAAAUCGUAAUCGGUGUAUUGACAAUUUUCAGAGUCACUCAGGGUCUAAGUAAUUUUAUAAAAGUAUAAUUUACAAUCUAACAAAUCUAAACUGGCAACACCGUGCAAUAAAUCGCUCGUUAUUGGUCAAGCAAUUGUCAGUCGCAUCAAUAUUGCCAAUUUUCACAUGUAAAAUUAUAAUUUGUGCUUUUAUAAAAUGGCGUCUAGGUAUGUUUGUGCUCGAUUUCUCGUAAAUGUAUGGUGGUGACCGGAACGCUGAAAUUUCAUAAAUAGAUUAGGUUAAUUUACUUCACGUUUUGUCAACCGUAUUGGUAGAGGGGUUUGUAUGGGUUUUGCGUUUUCCAUAAUAGUGAUACGUUGCAUUUAAGAGUGCCAUCGCGUGUACAAACGGUUGCCACUGAAAAUAUAGACGAAUUGUCAACACAGCUUAUAUUGACUGUAUUGUAACCCCCUUAUUCAUAAACGUGUACUAAAGUUAUGAUGCCGCUGAUCAUCGUUUGUCCCUUUCCAUCAUACUAAUACGUCGGAAGUACACGUUUAUGAAUAAGGGGGUAUGUGUGUAUGUUUUACUACCGGAUAUUUAGAACAAACCAAAACUCAGCCCUUUUAGCGUAUGACGCAAAUGUUGCGCUUGGGUUUAAGAUUCACACGAAUCCGUCGUAACGCCGCUCCCAUACAAUCGAAGAUACGCUCUCAUUUUAAAACGACAUUACUAAAUUAGAAUUAUGUGUAACUUAUUAUGAACAUUAACGUAACUGUGGUGAUUUGAAUAACUAACACUGAGUUUAAGAUGUAUAACUGGUCAACAGUGGUUUUGUUGCCUCUGGUAUAAGAUUGAUUUCCGAUGUAUUUAUGCUCACAAUUUAUGAAACCAUCAAUGAUUUUGGAAGAUUUGCUCUACUUUUUUUAACUCCAUAUUUUCAUUCUAUAUUUAAAAAAUCGAAACAUAUGAUACGAAAUAUGCUGAAGACAUAAAAACUGUGCACUUGAAAACAUAUCAAUUCGCACAGAUAUCUAGGGCAACAAAAAAAUAAUGUUGUUAUUUAUUAAAAAACACCACACGACAUUCUCAUAACGUAGAUAUGACAAUAAGUAGAAAAAUAACAGUACUGUCAACUCUUCAAACAGUUAAAACUUAAAUGAGGUUCAUAUACUAUGAACACAUACGAACUACAUACAUGUAUUUGCAUUGCUGUAUUAUUCUAACAGUAACAUGUAUGCCUGCGGUGGCAGCAUGGUUCCAUUUUUAUCGCCUGUCAUUAUUCCUCACUUUCGCACUUACUUGUUAGAACGUGACAGGCAUGGUGACAGAAGAUAAUUGCGACCGUGCUGCCACCGCUGGUUCAUUUCUAAAAACUGUUACCUAAAUUUCUUUUUAUUUCAGAGAGCGUAACUUCAAUUGUACAGGAUCGUGUCAUUCACGAAUCGCGCGUCUUGGCUCGUAUUGUCGUUAUUAAAUCUACGCGUCUUCGUGGAUGACACGAAUGGCGGCGGCUAGGUACAUGUGUAUGUACAAACGAUCUUACUAGCUACGGGCACAAUGGGCAGCGGCUUCGUAGUGCAGCGACUUGAAAGGAUGGGAAUACAGCAGUAACUAGACAUCCCGUAGUAUAACUUAUCUUACAUACACUUAUACUAUUUAACCGCCUGUAGAGACUAGAUACUAAGGUUUACAAAAAGGUAUAAUUUGGACUUACAUUAAAUGUUAUCAUUUUUACAUAUAAAGUUCUUAUAAACAGUCUGAUUUUGAGGAUGGAUUUAUCCGAUGAACUAUAUUCCAAAAAAGUGUCGGGUACGUGACGCUAAUUACUAUAGCUUCUGAUAAAGCUAAGAAGCCUUUAUUUGGCAUAAUAACGCUUGAUAACUUGCUGUAUAUUCUACGGUAUAUGAUAUAUAUUUCUACAGGUUAUUUAGGUAAAUAUAUAGCUGACAUAUGCCCAACAAAGUAGACCUUUUUAAGGAAUGCUUUUUAACCAUAGUUCAUCGGAGAUAAAUUCAAUCUGGACAGUUGUUUAAAUACAUUUUUUGGCAAGGUAUGUGUAAUGUCAAGAUUGGAUUCAUAUAUGUUAAACACCAAGUAUGUCUCGAAGUUAACACCUUAUUCUUUAAAACCUUGUAAAAAGGAAUAAAGUACAAAAUGCAGCUAAAUUACUUGACAAUGCGUGGAUUGUCCUAAUAACUAAUUUGGUUGUACUUUUAAUUGUGAUGGUUUUAAUCAAUUUAAUUGUAAAAAUAUCAAUGAACUAACAGUUGUACAUUUGAUACCAAAGUUCGAAAUUUAAAACUGGCUAUGAUAACUAUAACAUUGAUCUGUGAAAGGUUUUCUCAUAUGACUUUAAUAUUUGAAUCCAGGCCCUUGUGACAUUGUCAAUUCACUGUCCAUUGCUGAUUCAACAAGUAAACAUUCAUAAUUAUGGCCGUCGUUACUUACCGGCCCUGAAAUGAACAGGAGAUUGUCAGUGUCAGAUAUCAAUUGUCAAGUUGUUUUAUGUAUUUGUGAAAUUCAAUUUUGGUUGAUGAAAUUGAUGGAUCAAAUAGCAUUUGUUUGCGGAAUUGAUUAACCACUAAACGAUUUGAUUAAUAUCCAAUGUCGGUGAAAAUAAAUAAAGUUUUGGGAGUCAAGUAUCCGCAUGUCAGAAGCUCAAACAAUUUUAAAUGUACGCAUUAAAAAACUUUUAACUGUCCUAGAAUUUUUUUAUUUUUAUUUCUGUAUUUCCAUUUAAAGCCAGUGUUGUAAAGCAAAAAUAACUGAUCACGAUUUGUGUCAUUGUUCCUUGUGAUAUCGAACUCUAAAUGGUAAAUCUAUGGCUCAAAUGUCGUUCUAAGGUAAAAUAGACUAUCAGCAGCAGCUGCAGGGUCAUACACAUUUUGUUUGUGUUUUUUCUGCAGACAUCGCAAAGUUCAGAGUAUCUAAAGCUAAUAUAUGACCGCGGCCAGCACAACGUCCCACUUUGUCGCUUGCCAUAAGGAUGAGAUUUGCUUGUAUAUUUAUAUCAAUAACCUUUUCAACGCGUUCCUAUGGCAAGCGACAAAGUGGCCGAAAAGUUUUGCCGGCCGCGGUCACCACCUUUACUGAUACGGUCAAAGGGACGUGCCAACCGCGGUCACACUUAUUUUGUACGCUACACCCUUACAGGCGGGAUGCAUUUUAUCAGUAGUUGAUACUGAAUUAUGGGUACAUAAUUACAAAUAACCACUUUUUAACGUAUUUUCCGCAGAAGUGAACUUUUUCUGAAAUGUGUUUGGUCUAGGAACGACAUUUGGCCGUUUUUUUCCACUGCAGGUUACAAAAUGUUCCCGUGUGGGAUGGUAUUGGUACGAUUAGGGUAGGAUGUGGAAUAUGGGUCUCAAAAGAGCCGCGACCAAGUCCGGCGAUGUGAUUGUUAUGCUGUUAUGAUGGUGCAUGAAUUACUGUUACAUCAUAAGUAUACAAUUAUUUUAUAAAAUAAAAUAAGACCAUGUGGGGAACAGAAAUAGUUCAUUUUACUCGGAGCAAGAGAAACAGCAUGAGGAUUCACUACAAGUGUUUCUUUUGUCCCAAUGUUUCUUUCACCCCAUCUAACCUUGAGUUAAAGGAAAAUAAAUAAAUUACUUAACACCAAACUUCAAUUUCUGUAUUAAUGAGACUCACGCACUUUCAAUUUAAGAAAAAUAUGUGUUUUGGUAUCGAUGUUUUGGACAAAAUGUCUAUCAAAUCCAAAAACUUUUUUUUUCUUGUAUAAAGUCCAAGUUCAACAUACUGAACAUUGAGUUCUAUUUAUAAUGUAACAGUGACUCGUUAAGCAUCAAGUAAUGUUACUAAAUAAAGCUGAGGGUGUCAAUUCUUACGUAACUUGAUAGUGAACUUUAGAUAUAAAUUAUUUUAAUUGGCUUAUACAAAUUAUUUGGCAGAAUUAAGAUAGCACCCGAGGCUAAUGGAUAAGCGGUUAUAGCCUUUAAACAUUUGUGCGUACAAAUUAAAAGGUUUUAAGUUAUAUUCUCAAUAAAUAAGGACGUUACGCUCGAAGCAUUUAAUAUAUUGACUCGAUAUUGUUGUACAGUCAGCGUCAAAUACUUUGUAGCAGUCAAAGUGGCCAAAUAGUUCGAUACACCAUACUGAAUAUAUGGUGUACCGAACUAUUUGGCUACUUUGGUUGCUAAAAAUUAUUUGACGCUGACUGUACCACAGAAUAAAUAAUUGUACUACCGUACAGAAAUGACACUUCCUACAAAACCGAAGUUUGACAGCGAUUCAGGGACGAAUUAUGCUGUCCCUUUCUAAUGUAUGGCACUAUUCCUUUCGGCCAUUUAGGGUUGAAAAAUUCAAGUCAUUAUCUUAUCUGUGGUCGUGCACGUAUAGGGACGUCAGGUUGUGCCAACCCUAAUAAUUGCUUGGAGCACUGCUGAGCCGAACGGAGCCGGGAAAAGCCGAAAGGAGGAGUAUCGCCCCAUUGGGUGUACCCCUGAUGAUGCCGGCGGUCAAUGCCACUGUGCCAGCGGGACAGCAAUAUAAUUAUGCGUGUGCGACAGGGAUAGAAAAUGGCGGGACAAUGUACGAAAUUCUUUGUGCUUAGCGUCCUUAGCCUAGCCUGUAAUUGCUCAGAGUUAUGUAAUAAAAUAAUUUUUACCAUGAAUAAGUACUGAAAAGUAAAAAGUGCAAAUCCCGGUCCUUUUAAUAUUUACGCAGAAAUGUUUUGAAAAGUUGGUUUAGAUAGUUAUACGUUACGAAUUUUAAACAUAUUGUUAGGAGUCAUUUUACACUCGUGUUAUUGUAUGCUAGAGUGUUGACAAUAUCUUUUGGAAUUCCUCUAUAUUUUGUAUACAGCCCAAUAUUUAUUGUACAGUGUAAUAAAAUACAAUGCAUGUAUAA
Molecule: messenger RNA, 10266 nt
Organism: Cydia pomonella (codling moth)
Lineage: Eukaryota; Metazoa; Arthropoda; Insecta; Lepidoptera; Tortricidae
Gene: cta
Product: guanine nucleotide-binding protein subunit alpha homolog
Exons: 3
Coding region: 177-1304 (375 amino acids)
Biological process (GO): Rho protein signal transduction; adenylate cyclase-modulating G protein-coupled receptor signaling pathway
Cellular component (GO): brush border membrane; heterotrimeric G-protein complex
Molecular function (GO): G-protein beta/gamma-subunit complex binding; GTPase activity; D5 dopamine receptor binding
Source: RefSeq, a predicted model, not a curated record